Molecule: messenger RNA, 2920 nt
Organism: Amborella trichopoda
Lineage: Eukaryota; Viridiplantae; Streptophyta; Magnoliopsida; Amborellales; Amborellaceae
Gene: DGD1
Product: UDP-Glycosyltransferase superfamily protein
Biological process (GO): galactolipid biosynthetic process
Cellular component (GO): chloroplast outer membrane
Molecular function (GO): digalactosyldiacylglycerol synthase activity
Source: RefSeq, a predicted model, not a curated record
AAUCACUCCUCUCUCUAGAAUUUCAAUCUUUUUUUUGCCCCCCACACUCUCUCUCUCUAUAUCCCUAACCUCAUAUUCUGCAAUUAUUCUGGGACUUGUCUUUCUCUCUCUAACUAUCUUCCCGUAUUUUGUCACGGAUCCUCUCCAAUUCUCUCUCCUCUAUGGUCGACCUCGAACCAGAACCCCGGACCUUGCUCUCUUUCUCUCUCUAACCAUAUCCCCUGCAACUUCCCUUGAUUUCUCUCUCUAAUUCUCUCUCUACGCCAUGAUCAACUUGAGGCCAGAGCCUCGCACGUCGAGCUCGGCAACUGCAGAGAAAGCCCUCUCCUUCAUCUCGAAGGGCUGGAGAGAGGUAAGAGAAAAUGCAGAUGCUGACCUGCAACUCAUGAGAGCUAGGGCAAACUCCUUCAAAGACCUUGCCACCUCUUUCGACCGAGAGCUCGAGAAUUUGCUCUCUUUUAAAGGUGGUUUUGAGACUAACUCUCUGCACGAGCUAGGGUUUGUGAAGAAGCUUCAACCAAAGCUGUCGGAGUUUAGGAGAGCUUACUCAACACCUAAUUUUGGAAGAGCAGUUCUUGGGAAUUGGAGCCCUAGCUCCAAAUUGGACCUUUUAAACCUCGUUUCUGAGCAAGAGAGAAAAAUUGUGAGGAGAAGGGUUAGGACAAAAAAACCAAAUUUCCAGUGGAAAGAGGAGGGGGACGGGCAAAAGGAAUGGGAGCCAUUUAAGGUUUUGAGAACAGGGUUGAAGGAAUUGGAGCGCAGGGCUUCUUCAGGGGUUCCUCCUCCUGAUAUUUUCACCAACUUUAAGAAUAGCGAGUUUGUCGAGAAAUUGAAGAAUAGUCUGAAAUCAGUUGACAAGGACUCUGACGAGUGGAAGGAUGUGGCACCAUUGGAUGUACCUGAGCUUCUGGCAUAUUUAGUCAAGCAAUCUGGGCCAUUGUUGGAUCAACUUGGUGUGAGACGAGAUAUGUGCGACAAGAUUGUGGACGCACUAUGCAGCAACAAACGGAAAGAUCAUCUUGAACUUAGCUCAGUUGCAAAUGGGGAGGAUAAUGUGAAUACCAAUGAUGAACUUGAUCUUAGGAUAGCCAGUGUUCUCAAAAGCACAGGUUAUAAAUACCAAGGCGGACUUUGGACUGAUUCAACAAAUAAAGACUUUGAGGGUCAAAACCGAAAUGUUGCCAUCAUAACUACUGCAAGUCUUCCUUGGAUGACUGGAACUGCAAUAAACCCACUCUUUAGGGCUGCGUAUUUAUCGAAAUCUGCUAAACAAAAUGUGACCCUACUGGUUCCAUGGCUUUGCAAAUCAGAUCAAGAGCUCGUUUAUCCCAAUAACCUGACUUUUGAUUCACCAGAGGAGCAGGAAGCUUACAUAAGGAACUGGUUGGAGGCAAGGGUUGGCUUCAAGACAGAUUUCAAGAUUGCUUUUUAUCCAGGAAAGUUCCAGAAAGAAAGGAGAAGCAUAAUUGCGGCGGGGGAUACUACACAGUUUAUUCCUUCUAAGGAAGCUGACAUUGCCAUUCUAGAGGAACCAGAGCACUUAAACUGGUACCACCAUGGAAAGCGUUGGACUGAUAAAUUCAAUCAUGUAGUUGGUGUUGUCCACACUAAUUACUUAGAAUAUAUAAAGAGGGAGAGGAACGGGGCUCUUCAGGCUUUCUUUGUGAAGCACAUAAAUAAUUGGGUCAUCAGGGCUUAUUGCCAUAAGGUUCUACGUCUCUCUUCAGCAACACAGGAUCUCCCCAAAUCUGUUGUAUGUAAUGUACAUGGUGUGAACCCUAAGUUUCUAAAAGUUGGGGAGAAAGUAGCAGCAGAGAGGGAGCAGGGGCAGCAGGCCUUCUCUAAAGGAGCUUACUUUUUGGGCAAGAUGGUUUGGGCAAAGGGGUACAGAGAGUUGAUCGAUCUUUUAUCGAAGCACAAGCAUGACUUGGGUGGUUUUAAGUUGGAUGUAUAUGGGAAUGGAGAGGACUCUCUUGAAGUUCAAUCCACUGCCCAAAAGUUGGAUUUGAAUCUCAACUUCCUUAAAGGGAGGGACCAUGCAGAUGAUUCACUUCAUGGGUACAAGGUCUUUAUCAACCCCAGUGCUAGUGAUGUCUUAUGCACCGCAACAGCUGAGGCCCUUGCAAUGGGGAAAUUCGUGAUUUGUGCUGACCACCCAUCAAAUGAAUUCUUCAGAUCAUUCCCCAACUGCCUGACUUACAAGACAUCAGAAGACUUUGUUUCUCGUGUGAGAGAAGCAAUGGAAAGUGAGCCCCAACCUCUCACUCCUGAACAAAGAUAUAAUCUGUCUUGGGAGGCAGCCACUCAAAGAUUCAUAGAAUACGCUGAGCUUGACAAAGUCUUGAAUAAUAGUGAAGAAGCCCAACCUUCAGGCAAAGGAUUUGUGAAAAUGAAAAAGUCAGUCUCGUUGCCAGGCUUGAAUGAAAUUGUUGAUGGGGGUUUGGCUUUUGGCCAUUAUUGCCUCACUGGGACUGAGAUAUUGAGGCUAUCAACAGGUGCUAUACCUGGCACAAAGGACUAUGAUUUUCAACACUGUCAGGACUUGCAUCUCUUCCCCCCUCAGGUGGAGAAUCCUGUGUAUGGGUGGUAAGAAUAUGGAUGGUUUAUUUGAAUAGGGUUUUGUUGUUAGUGUAUAUAAUAUGUCAAUGGUAAAUCUUUUUUCCUCAAAUUCAUUUUUGAGAAAUCUCUCCCUUCCUAUCUAAACAUUUGACUGUUUUCCAUAAAUCUUGAUUUAUGAAUGCAGCUGAGUUCCAUCCAGAAUGGGUGGAUGCUAACCGUAAGCAUUACUAGUUGAGUCUUGGUUUUCUUUUCCCUGUAAAUUUAAGUGCCCCAGCUCGUCUCUGGACGAGCCUCCUUGUAAUUAUAUUAUUUCGUCCGUAUAAUAUAUUUUUCUUUAAGUGUGAAAACUUUAAUUCGUCAC